This is a messenger RNA of Megalops cyprinoides (Indo-Pacific tarpon), 1803 nucleotides long. Its product is annotated as creatine kinase B-type-like. Bases 612 to 1742 code for a protein of 376 amino acids. Lineage: Eukaryota; Metazoa; Chordata; Actinopteri; Elopiformes; Megalopidae. The transcript is spliced from 7 exons. Gene Ontology annotation, biological process: phosphocreatine biosynthetic process. The record is from RefSeq and is a predicted model, not a curated record. Gene Ontology annotation, molecular function: creatine kinase activity.
GUUUUAUCUACCAGGCCAUCUGUUCUGUCUGUUAAAGUGCAUUUAAAAAGGGCAGCUCAAGUCUGAGGCACCACAGGUUUGUAAAGUCAGUCUUGUGUUCAGCUUUACCCUCUCCACACAGUGACCUUGCCAAAGAGUAAUUUCUGGUCACACAGCAGCUGUGUUUAGAGUAGCAAAUACAAAUGAAAUAUUAACAUAACAAUGGAGGACUCUUUAAGCACUUUAAGUUAUGAAUUCAGUUCAUAAUCAACAUUAAUCAUAAUUUAAUGGUACUAUAUAUAAAGUAUAUAGUACAUAUAGUGAGACCCCCUGCUGGUGUCUUGUAUGGGUCAAUGCAACACCCGAAAACACAUUUUUACAGUCUGUGUCAAGCCUGAGAUGAUGUCAGUAAAGGCUCAUAACUUGUGAUUGGGUGAAUUGUCAAACUUCGUUACUAACUUUAUUUUGCUGACACCUCACACUAACCUUUUCUAAGUGAAAUGAAGCAUUAGGUGCCAUUCAACUAACACUUUGCAGAUACACUAACUCUUCAAAGCACUUUAAUGCAUAACAGAUGGCUUUCCUUUACUAUGUAGAAUUUGUUGCUACUGUUGUUGCUCAGCAUUACUAAAAUGGCCAAACUGAAAAUAAAGAAGUUGUGUGCUGAAAAGGAAUACCCUGACUUAAGUCAACACAGCAACCACAUGGCCAAGGUCUUAACCAAGGACAUGUACAAGACACUGAGAGAGCACUCUACGCCCAAUGGAUUCGCCAUAGAUGGUUUCAUGCAGGCUGGGGUUUAUAAUCUUGGCCACCCAUUUAUCAUGACAGUGGGCUGCGUGGCAGGAGAUGAGGAGACCUAUGAAGUUUUUAAGGAGCUGCUGGACCCUGUCAUUGAGGACCGACAUGGAGGAUACAAGCCCACAGAUAAACACAAGACUGACCUGAACCCUGAACAUCUGAAGGGUGGGGAUGACCUGGACCCCAACUACGUCCUCAGCUCCCGAGUCCGAACCGGCAGGAGCAUCCGUGGGUUCUGCCUGCCCCCCCACUGCAGCCGUGGAGAGCGGCGUGGCAUUGAGAAACUCUCCAUUGAAGCAUUAAGUGCCCUGGAUGGGGACCUGAAAGGCAAAUACUACGCCCUGAAGAACAUGACAGAGCAAGAGCAGCAGCAGCUAAUUGAUGACCACUUCCUGUUUGACAAGCCUGUUUCUCCCUUGUUGCUGGCUUCUGGAAUGGCGCGUGACUGGCCCGAUGCCAGAGGAAUCUGGCACAAUGACAAUAAGACUUUCCUAGUCUGGAUCAACGAGGAGGAUCACCUCCGAGUCAUUUCCAUGCAGAAGGGAGGGAACAUGAGGGAGGUCUUCACCCGCUUCUGCACUGGCCUCACCAAGAUUGAGUCCCUGUUCAAGCAGAAGGGCCAUGAGUUCAUGUGGAACGAGCACUUGGGCUACGUCCUGACCUGCCCCUCGAACCUGGGCACUGGCCUCCGUGGCGGAGUACACGUGAAGCUGCCCAACGUCAGCAAACAUGACAAAUUUGGCGAGAUUCUGAAAAGACUGAGACUCCAGAAGCGUGGAACAGGUGGUGUGGACACCGCAGCUGUGGGCGGAGUCUUCGACAUCUCCAACGCUGACCGCCUGGGCUUCUCUGAGGUGGAGCUGGUGCAGAUGGUGGUGGAUGGAGUCAAGCUGCUGGUAGAGAUGGAGAAGCGUCUGGAGAAGGGCCAGUCCAUCGAUGACCUCAUGCCUGCGCAGAAGUGAACCUUUAGUGUGUUACACCCGACCCUUCCUGCAGCCCCUCCCGACCCCCAACUGUACCCCA